GCUCUUGCUUUGGCCAUGGGCAGAGACAACGUCAGCGGGGGUGUCGCUCACCUGGUGGUGGUAACAGAAAAGGGGGUGGAGCAUGUGGUUGUACCUGGUGACAAGCUACCCAAGUUCCAUGAUGAGUGACCGCCUUCGUUCCUACUACCAUGAAACCACCAAUGAAAUCAAAGAGCGGUUAUUUGGAAGCUGGACUUGUAUUACCUGUUUUGUCUGUUUAGGAUGUAACAAGUUAAACACUCAACUGAAGUCAGACUCCUGAAAAACAAGUUAUUUUCUACUCAGUGAAGACGUGAAAAUCUAGAAGCACUGCUGUAAAAACAACUGUUUAAUCUUUAUUACAAAAUUGCAAGCAGAGUCAGAGAUACUUAUACAGAAAUCAACUUUCCACCCUUUUAUGUGACCAAACAUCAAGUCUUUGUGGGGGUUUUUCCAUGUCAAAAAUAAUAUAAAAUAAAAAAAUAAAAUAAAAUGUUUCUAUUUCCAUAA
Molecule: messenger RNA, 489 nt
Organism: Haplochromis burtoni (Burton's mouthbrooder)
Lineage: Eukaryota; Metazoa; Chordata; Actinopteri; Cichliformes; Cichlidae
Product: proteasome subunit beta type-6-B like protein
Cellular component (GO): proteasome core complex
Molecular function (GO): threonine-type endopeptidase activity
Source: RefSeq, a predicted model, not a curated record